AUGAGUGAUGGUUCACAACAACACCAGAGUAAGCGUAUCUCUCGGGGGAUAGCGUCCCAUCUGCCAGCUCCGUCAACAGUUAUACCCUGCGAUCGUCACGUCUACAUACAAGUAGCUAAGGCAAAGCGUCGAUCUUGUCAACAAUGCGCCUUUAAUCGAAUUCAGGAUCGUCGAGCUGGAAGAGCCGUAGAGCCAAGCAACACAAUACGCAGAACUCAAUGGAAAUGCGCAAUUUGUUUAGUUUCUCUUUGCAAGAACAAGACCGAGGAGUAUAGUGAUUGCUGGAAGCAAUAUCAUUCUAGAGACUAUGCGAAAGCAUUUGCCAGUAGCUUGAUCAGUACCGAUGAAGACAUUACCCCCAAGGACACCCGAGAAGCUUGCGACAAUACUGAAGACACUGCCAAUGUCGAGGUUACCGCCAACACAGAAUACACCACCAGUCUCAAUGUCGUGCCCAGUGUCCAGGAAACUGCCUACGCGGGAGCAGAGGAAACGGCUAACGAACUAGAGGCAAACAUAUAA
Messenger RNA from Glarea lozoyensis ATCC 20868, 522 nucleotides. RefSeq lists its product as uncharacterized. Bases 1 to 522 code for a protein of 173 amino acids. NCBI's taxonomy places the organism in Eukaryota, Fungi, Ascomycota, Leotiomycetes, Helotiales, Helotiaceae. The transcript is spliced from 2 exons. The record is from RefSeq and is a predicted model, not a curated record.